AUGCAGAGAGUACUGCAGAGGAACACCAGACAAGACGUCCCGAUAGAUGACAGGCUGUUUGCUCAGACUGUUUGCGCUAUAAGCCACUGGAACCAUAGCUAUAACGUUGGUCUACCCAUUGGAUUUGUCCAGGAAAAGGCUGCAGAUUCAAGGUUUUCAAGAAGGGAGAAUAGGUUUUGGAAAGGAAUGUCCUUUUUACAAGAAAACACGAGGAAGAAACAGUUUAUCGCAACUCCAGUGACGAAUAGAAGCGACAAUUCCUCGAGUGUUCCAAGUAUAAUUAAGAAUCGGGAAAUCCAACUCUCGAUACAGGAGGGUCUUGUGAUCUGUGGACUGAGGAAGCAGUACGUGGGUUUUGACACGUCGUCACAGGCAGUCACCAGGUUCCGUUACGCAACCUUCUAA
Molecule: messenger RNA, 405 nt
Organism: Nezara viridula (southern green stink bug)
Lineage: Eukaryota; Metazoa; Arthropoda; Insecta; Hemiptera; Pentatomidae
Source: the annotation of a GenBank genome assembly